UUUGUGCCACGCGCCUGAGGAGGGAUAAUCACUGGAUUUGACUCGAUUCCGAUUCGAUUCGGAUCGCAAUCGCCCCAAACUCAAACUCGAACUCGAAACUGAAGUUUUCCAAACUCCAAAUCACCAAAACGCCAAAUCCCGAGUCUCGAAGCUAAGGCGCUGCAAAGGCGACUCGACGGUCGCGAUCGCGAUCGCCCCUUGCAAUUGUGGCUGGCUCGUCCCGUACCGCCUCCCGCCCCCCCUAGACCCCCCUCGAAAACAGCCGCCCGCCACCCGUGAAAUCGCAAGCGCGUCGCGUCGGAAAAACGCGUGCCGCCGCCAAUUGCAUCUGUUGUUUGUUUGUUGUUUUUUCGGUUGAGUGUGUGAAAAGAGUGCUGUUGUCGUUGUUCGUUACAAAUAUUUUUUUUUUGGGGGUUCUCCUCAAUUGACAACAAAAACACGAAAACAAAGAAGCUGCAGCGGGUAUUCACAAGUGAAACGUAAACAAUGAAAAGUGAGACGGCUGGCGGAGCAGUGAAUUCCAGUUGAUUGCAGUCUGCAGUUCGUGGUUGCAGCUGCACGGCGAGGGCGAGAAAAGCUUAGCAUACUUUUUUGGGCCUGCCCCAAUAACUCAAAACGCCGCCCAAGGACGAGUCCGAGUCCGAGUACCCAAAAAACCGAGCGGCGGAAAAAGUGAAAGCCACAAGAGCCCUGCAGACGGGCGAAGGAGCGCAGCGCAGACCCCACAGCCGACGAGCUGCAGCCGGAAUUAACACAAAAGCCACCGCAGACCAAAUCGAGUUCCUGACACACAGCCUUGGCAGUGCUGAUUGCUUGAGUAUAUCUCCAAUAGAAGCUCCCAAAUCGAGAUGUCGACACACAGGCUAAUUUUUCUGGGCACUCUGUGCCUGCUGGCAGGCUGCGCGGACGGCGCCUCGAAGCGCUUCUUCACCGACUUCCUGCAGGACCUGCCCACGCCCGGCACCGGAGGACCCACCUUCGACACGACCAUCGGCACCAACAUCACGGGCCUCGUCGGCAAGACGGUGAAGCUGACCUGCCGCGUCAAGAAUCUGGGCAAUCGCACGGUGUCCUGGGUGCGGCACAGGGAUAUACACCUGCUGACCGUGGGCCGCUACACGUACACCUCCGACCAGCGCUUCGAGGCCAUGCACUCGCCCCACGCCGAGGAUUGGACACUGCGUAUCCGCUACGCCCAGCGCAAGGACUCCGGGAUCUACGAGUGCCAGAUAUCGACCACGCCCCCAAUAGGACACUCCGUCUACCUCAACAUCGUUGAGCCCGUCACCGACAUCAUCGGCGGCCCCGAGCUGCACAUCAACCGGGGAUCCACCAUCAAUUUGACUUGCAUUGUGAAAUUCGCACCGGAACCGCCGCCAACCGUCAUUUGGUCGCACAACCGCGAGAUCAUAAAUUUCGAUUCACCUCGCGGCGGCAUAUCAUUAGUCACCGAGAAAGGUGUGCUGACCACCAGCCGGCUCCUGGUGCAGAAGGCCAUCACCCAGGACUCGGGACUCUACACAUGCACCCCCUCCAACGCCAAUCCGAGCACGGUGCGCGUGCAUAUCGUCGAUGGCGAGCAUCCGGCGGCCAUGCACACGGGCAACAACAAUAACUCCACGGCGUCCCAGCCGCCGGUCCUGCUGCCGCUGGUCCUGCUCACCUGCGGCACGCUGAUGCUCCUGCAGCUGGUGGCCUGCUGCUCCGCCCUCGUCACCGCCGCCGCCGCCGCCCUCGUCCCGGCCACGCCCCUCGAUCCGCUAAGGAUCGCCCACCACCACAGCAGCUCCGCCACCCAGGACACGGCCAGCGAAGGACAACGAAGCGCCAGGAUCAGCCAGGAUCUGCAGCGGGAGGAGGGGGACCUGUGCCGCAGGGGAUUCGGGAGGAGACCGGUGCCCGGGACAUAGCUCUUCCAGGAAUCGGGAACCGGAAACGCUGCCGAAUUGCCAACAGGAGUCGCAUUUUAGGUUGAUCCUCUUGCCCCCCCUCUGCUCGCCCCUCUGUUAAGAUCCCGCUCCCCUGGUCUUCAGUCCUCAGUUGUUCCUUUCCCCAUCCGUUUCACCAUUUCCUGUUUCCCGUUUCCGGUUUCCGGUUCCAUCCUGCUCUUGUCCCACCUGCGGGCUCUUCCCUCCGCCGCCCCUGGACUUUCGUGAGCGGGCUGGAGCGCUUGUCCUGUUAUCACUAAAUUAAGCAGCCAGACUUGGCCCACAAAAACAGAAAACUAAAACAUAUAUUUAUCAGAUUUUUCUAAAGCUAACCAAAGAUAGAUAACGCUGUGGGGUACACGAAAAGGAGCCAAACUAUGGGCUCCAAGGAAAAUUCCGAUUGAAGAGAGUAUUGAAACGAAGUAGGCGGGAGGUAAGCAGAUGAUUUUCGUAAACGGUUGGGUCAAGUUGGCCAGGUUCUUGGGGGCAGGUAAAAAUAACUACAUAAGCAAAGAGCCACACCAAACACACCCUGUAAAUAAAGCAACUCACCUGGGACUUCUCUUCCAUCGCCAAGCAAACGGUAGGGGGAAAUGUCGAGUAUGUAUGAAUUCAUCUAUUCAGCUUUUAUUUUUGAUGCUUUCCAACUUUGACACACCGACAUACACACACACACACCGACAAGAAGAACACUUUCUCUAGUACAAGGAUAAGCUAUAGGUGUCUAAACAUAUUAUAAAUAAAUAGCAGAGAGAAGUUUUGAUGGGAAACCCCUUGCGAUUCGAGGCAAGCCUAAGUAUGAUAAAGAAUUUUUUUUGUAAACUAGCGUAAGUUCAAGACUAUAGUAAAAUGUAAGCGAAAUGCGAGGGAGAAAGUGGAGAAAAAGUAGCUAAAACGGAUGGAUGAGGGCUAGGAUUAGCGAUUGAUUGUUGGAUUAAACGUGUACAUACAAAGCAAAUCAGCAUAAUUAGUCUAUGGAUAUUUUUUUGUUUUUUUUUUGCCUACUCCCAUAUAUCAGAUCAGAAUAAUCUCUACCUACAAAUAGGGCAUUUUUGAUGUGUUUAGGGCCUAAGCGAUAUUAAUUAUUGUUGUUUGUUUGGCAAAACGAAACGAAAUCGCAAAUGAACAUGCCAUCGAGAGCAGAUAUUGAAAUAGAGAACUAACAACUAUCCAAUAAAGCGUAUUGCUAAUUCAACUCGAGUAUUUAAGUGUCUCUCUCUAUCUAUCUCUAUCUCUCUCUAUUUCUCUAUAACUCUCUAGCAGACUCUCCUCUCAAGCAAAAACCAAAAAAAUAAAAAAAAGAAAAACAACAGUCACAGACACAUAAGAUCGGAAAGUUUAAGCCAAGCUAGUGGAAAGAUAGAGAAACACUGGAACAUGAAAUAAAACAGAAUCAGAAUCCGCGAUCCCACCCCAGAGACAGGGUCUAACCCUAUCCCACUCCCAGCCCCUAGAAGUCCAUGCGUGACCCAUGCACUGGAAACUCUUCAUACGUUUUCGCUCCAAAUGAAAAACAAAAGAUAAUAUUCAGAAUACUCUCCGUACUAAACGUAAUUAAAUGGAUAUGAAUACGAAUACGAUGGUACCACUUAGUAUGUAUAACUAUAAUGAGGAGGAGGGAGGACAGGAAACGAAAACAGAAUGGAUAUAUUUUAUGAAUGUGAUGACGUUUAGCAAGUUAAAAAUGAUAUAUGAGACCCCCGAAUAAAGACCAAAACAUUCAGAAAAAGACAUGAAAAUCAAGAGACCCCUCGAAUCUUUUGAAUGUUGCAAAGCUCCUUUCAAAGGCCAAUAUGUCAAGUCCAAGGAUCAAUAUCAGACUCAUCCCUAAAAAAUCCCAGUCCCAAACAAAGUCAAAGUUACAACGCCGGAAGAUUCCCCUUUGCAGGGAGCUGCAACCGCAUUUCAAGUGUAUUCAAAUGUAUUUGUAAAUGUAUCUGCCAGUAUUUUGAUUUUCCUCUCCAUCUAUCCGCAUGCACUAGUCUAAGCCAAACUUAAAAGGAGUGUUUAAAUGUUUAUAAGCAAAUUGAAUGUAAUUCAAUAUCAAACCGAAACCAGAACUUAAAUAGAGCAAAGGCAAAUAGCAAAAUGAAAAAUGAAAAAUGGAAAAAAAUUUAAUGAAUAAAAAAGAAACGACAAUUUCUAUGUAUAAAAUAAGGUGAAAUAAAGUCCAUGUUGCAGAUGCUAAACCUAUGAAUAUAUGGUAUAUUGUAAUUGAAUGAAACCGAUAUAAAUAUGUAAAUGAUAAGCGAUAAUUAAAAAUGUGUUGACCCCAUUAUUAUGUUCGUUCGAUAUGUGUAUAUUAAUUUUAUGAAGCUCUUUUUUUCCGUUGUUUUCUUUUCUUUGUGAGUCUUUUUUUGAACAUUUUGUGUUUUGUUGUUUUCGUGGUAGAGUUAAUUAAAGGAAAAAGUAAACAGAAAGUGCGCGGAGAGCAAAAACAAUUUUAAAGUAAAUAUGUUAAAUACAAUUUUAAGCAUAAACAAUGGCGUCAAAAGCAAACAAUUUUAAUGUGGUUAAAUAAGAAAAAUGCCGAAUUCAAUGGAAAAUAUGUGUGUUGUUCCAAUUGAACGGGACACUUUGAAAUAUUACAAUUCAUAAUAACUAUAAUUACGGAAAGGGUAAGCGAAUGGGAUCCUACCAUCAAGUGGAACAAAAGUAAGGGAUUAAAUUGCAUAGGUCUAAGAACAGAUUAACGAAGGUAAUUACCAGACCACACUCACACGCUCACAAAGCGGACACACACAGAUACACCAACACACACAGACAGUCAGAACCAUGCAAUUUGAACCGAAAAACGAGAGAUUCGAUCACAAAAACCAAAUAUGAAUUCAAUAAAAGUGUAAAAAAACCAAAAAAAAACU
Molecule: messenger RNA, 4789 nt
Organism: Drosophila biarmipes
Lineage: Eukaryota; Metazoa; Arthropoda; Insecta; Diptera; Drosophilidae
Gene: dpr8
Product: zwei Ig domain protein zig-8
Exons: 9
Coding region: 849-1910 (353 amino acids)
Biological process (GO): synapse organization
Cellular component (GO): neuron projection membrane
Source: RefSeq, a predicted model, not a curated record